This is a messenger RNA of Aureobasidium pullulans EXF-150, 1913 nucleotides long. RefSeq names its product alpha-1,2-mannosyltransferase Kre5. The record is from RefSeq and is a predicted model, not a curated record. Gene Ontology annotation, biological process: protein N-linked glycosylation; cell wall mannoprotein biosynthetic process. Gene Ontology annotation, cellular component: membrane; Golgi apparatus. The transcript has 5 exons. Bases 237 to 1778 code for a protein of 513 amino acids. Gene Ontology annotation, molecular function: alpha-1,2-mannosyltransferase activity. NCBI's taxonomy places the organism in Eukaryota, Fungi, Ascomycota, Dothideomycetes, Dothideales, Saccotheciaceae.
AGCUUCAAGCAGCGACCGUCUUUCUUAUGCGUCCAGUCGAUGCGUACCUGUUGACGACUCCCUGAACUGCGACGUCCGCUUCGCCUCGACUCUGUUCCCGGUCGCUCAUUACUCCUCCGGAACAGCUUUGCAACGCCGCAUACCUCAUCGCCAACUCAAUCCUCGACUCGAAAUCCUUUCCCGCUCUUCGAUAUAGCUUCGCAUUUGCGUGGCACCCGCUGUCGCCUAUUCGCAACAUGAACUUCCUGCAGGAUGUUCGCAAGCGACUACCCUCGGCGCAAAAAUUACCCUCCUACGAUGACCUGUCCAAAAGUGCAGAGAAGAUGACGCCGAGGUUAGCCUUCUUCCGCCGACGCAUACGUCUUAGAGAGAACUCGCGCAUCUCGAUACCUCUGGGCCUGGUCUUGCUUUUUCCGUGCUUGAUCGUAAUAUUAAUAAUCCUCCUCUUCGUGCGGCACCCAACAGAGGCAGGCAGGAUACUCAUGCCUGCCGGUGCACCGCCUUCCAUCAGGAAAAUUAGCGAAAAGCACGACAAGGUCUUCGUUACAGGCUGUCAAGACCCGGCCCUCGAGACCAAUCAGCCACGCGCCAAUGCCGCUUUCGUCGUUCUCGCCCGUAACAAGGAGCUCGAAGGUGUGCUGCAAUCGCUGAAGUCGGUCGAGAGACACUUCAACAGAUGGUUCCACUACCCAUACGUCUUCCUGAACGACGGCGACUUCAACUCCACCUUUAAAGAUGAGGUCCGCAAACACGUCAGCUCCAAUGUCGAGUUUGGCAAGAUCGACUCCAGCAUGUGGGGUUUCCCUGACUGGGUUGACCACAAUGUAGCCAAGGAGGGCAUCAGAAAACAGGGCGAUGCUGCAAUCAUGUACGGUGGUAUGGAGAGUUACCACCACAUGUGCAGAUUCUACUCUGGUUUCUUCUACAAGCACGAACUCCUCCAGAAGUACGACUGGUACUGGCGCGUUGAGCCCGAGAUCAAGUACUUCUGCGAUAUCACCUACGAUCCUUUCAUUCACAUGGAGCGCAACAAUAAAGUCUACGGAUUUACCAUUGCUGUCAAGGAACUCAAGGAGACGGUGCCCAACAUUUUUAGAUACGCCUCGGCCUACAAGCGAGUCAACAACAUCACCUCGACUAAUCUCUGGGAUAUGUUCCUCGAGCCCAAGCCAGAGAAGCCCGCCGAUGAGCUGCCAAAAGACGACCCCAAGUACAAGAAGCCGCUCCCCGAAGACAUUCUUCGCACGGAACCUGGCGCGGGUACUAUUCCUGAUGUGGACCCCGAGUCCAUGGAGGGCGAAACAUACAACAUGUGUCAUUACUGGAGUAACUUUGAGAUUGCCCGACUUGACUGGUUCCGAAGCAAGGAGUACGAGGACUUCUUCCAAAUGAUGGACCGCAGCGGUGGUUUCUGGAUGGAGAGAUGGGGUGAUGCACCUAUUCACUCGUUAGCAGCAGGCGUUCUUUUGAACGUCUCCCAGGUCCAUUACUUCCGUGACAUCGGCUAUCGUCACACAACCAUCGCCCAUUGUCCGGCAAACGCAAAGGCUCGCCAGCAAAAUCGCCCACCGUACCUUGAGACGACUACCUUGGACGAAAAGAAAAGGAUUGAGGAAGAUGCAUACUGGGAGGAGUGGGAUGAAGAGAAGGAGAACGGCGUCGGCUGCAGAUGCAGAUGUGACCCCGAAGUCCCAGAAGUCGAGCUCAAGGAAGGCAGUUGUCUGCCCAACUGGGUCGACGUGGCGGGAGGCUGGAUUACUCCAGGACCUCCAGCAUGAUCGAGGAUGUAAUAUUGGCUGUUCUAUACGCAUGAGAGGCGCGCGUCGUUUUUGCAGCGAUCAUGCACUGGGACGGAGUUAUUUGAUCGGUUUGAAUACAUAUGGAUACAGGACCUGGACCCCAUCUUGUUCCCA